AGGAGGAGGAGGAGGAGGAGGAGACGGAGACCCUCAACUUGGCUCUCCGGAGUCGGUGCACCUCCAGGCGCGGUGCAGUCUCAGCUCUCCUGCCGGCCCGGAAUGCUCCACCCGCGGAGGGGGGAGUGAUCCGCAGCCGGCGUGCAGCAUGCAGGCGGAGGACAUGGAGGUCCCGGUCAUCAACAACCUCAACGACAACGGCGACAGGCAGCGGCCGAAGGGGAAAGAUGUGUUCAAGGACCAGCAGAAGGAGUCGGAGAGCUCCAUGGAGUCUCCGAACCUGGAGUUUGAGUAUGGAGACACGGACACGCUCACGGCCGAGCUCUCGGAGCUCUACAGCUACACGGAGGAGCCGGAGUUCGCCCUCAACAGAGACUACUUCGAGGAGGACUUCAGGAGCCACGCUAAAGGCCGGCGGUGGAUCGAGCUGGCGGCGGAGGAGCAGAGGGCGUAUGUGAUGAGGCUGCUGGACGCGCUGGAGGUCACGGACAGGGACAAGAGGCUGAAGGUCGCCAGGGCCAUCCUGUACCUGGCUCAGGGGGUGUUUGACGAGUGCGACACCGAGGUGGACGUGCUCCACUGGUCCAGGCACAACGUCUUCCUGCUCUACGACAUGGGCAUCUUCACCGCGCUGCUGGAGCUGCUCAGCAUGGAGAUCGAUAACAACCAGGCGUGCAGCAGCGCCGUCAGGAAGCCCGCCAUCUCUCUGGCAGACAGCACAGAGCUCAGAGUGUUACUGAGCAUCAUGUACCUGAUGGUGGAGACCAUUCGAGUCCAGACAGAAGACGACCGGCCCGAGUGGACUGCGGCCAGGGAGUCCUUCAAGAAUGAGCUGGGAUCGCCCAUGUACAACGGCGAGCCCUUCGCCCUGCUCCUCUUCACCAUGGUCACCAAGUUCUGCAGCAUGAACGCGCCGCACUUCCCCAUGAAGAAGGUGCUGCUGCUGCUCUGGAAGACCACUCUGUUCACGCUGGGAGGUUUCGAGGAGCUCCAGGAGAUGAAGGUGCGGGGCCGCGAGCGCCUCCACCUGCCGCCGCUGCCGGAGGACAGCAUCAAGGUGGUGAGGGCCAUGAGGGCGGCGUCGCCGCCGGCCUCCGCCAUGGAGCUCAUCGAGCAGCAGCAGCAGCAGAAGCGAGGCCGCCGCAGCCGCCGGAGUGCCUUUGUUGAUAGCUUGGAAGGAGACAGUCCCUUUCCCAAGAAGCAGCCUCUGGUCAAGCAGGACAGCCUGGACACCUACAACGAGCGGGACCCCUUCAAGAACGACGACGCCCGGGACGAGGAGGAGGACCCCGAGGACACGGACAGCGGCAUCGAGGGCGAGGUGGACCCGCUGGACCGGGACGUCAUCAUCCAGCCGCCGCCGCCGCCGCCCCCGCUGAGGCCCCCGACGGAGAGGGUCAACUUCCCCAAAGGCCUUCCCUGGGCGCCCAAAGUCAGGGAGAAAGACAUCGAGCACUUCCUGGAGACCAGCAGAAACAAGUUCAUCGGCUUCACUUUGGGAAAUGACACGGAGACCCUGGUGGGCUUACCCAGACCCAUUCACGAGAGCGUGAAGACUCUGAAACAGCACAAAUAUGUUUCCAUCGCUGAAGUCCAGAUUAGGAAGGAGGAGGAGCUUCAGCAGUGUCCUCUGACUCUGGGGGAGGAGGAUGUGGAGGAGACGCCGGCGGAGAUGCUUUACCUGGGAAUGCUUCCCAACCUCUCACAGUAUGUGAUCGCCCUCCUAAAGCUGCUGCUGGCCGCAGCGCCGACUUCCAAAGCGAAAACAGACUCCAUCAACAUCCUGGCUGAUGUCUUGCCCGAGGAGAUGCCAAUCACCGUCCUCCAGAGCAUGAAGCUGGGGAUCGACGUGAACCGCCACAAAGAAAUCAUCGUCAAGGCCAUCUCCGCCCUGCUGCUGCUGCUGCUCAAGCACUUCAAGCUCAAUCAUAUCUAUCAGUUCGAGAUCGUCUCCCAGCACCUGGUGUUUGCCAACUGCAUCCCACUCAUCCUCAAGUUCUUCAACCAGAACAUCAUGUCUUAUAUCAGUGCCAAAAACAGCAUCUGUGUGCUGGACUUCCCCCACUGUGUGGUCCAUGAGAUGCCUGAGCUCACAGCAGAAAGCCUGGAAGCAGGAGACAGCAACCAAUUCUGUUGGAGGAACCUGUUUUCUUGCAUCAAUCUGCUGAGGAUCCUGAACAAGUUGACCAAGUGGAAACACUCCAGGACCAUGAUGCUGGUUGUUUUCAAGUCGGCCCCCAUCCUGAAGAGAGCGCUGAAGGUGAAGCAGGCCAUGAUGCAGCUCUACGUCCUCAAGCUGCUGAAGAUCCAGACCAAGUACCUGGGCCGCCAGUGGAGGAAGAGCAACAUGAAGACCAUGUCGGCCAUUUACCAGAAGGUGCGCCACCGGCUCAACGACGACUGGGCCUACGGGAACGAUAUCGACGCCCGGCCCUGGGAUUUCCAGGCGGAGGAGUGCGCCCUGCGGGAGAGCAUCGAGAAGUUCAACGCGCGGCGCUACGACAAGAACAGGAACGGCGAGUUCGCGCCGGUGGACAACUGCCUGCAGAGCGUGCUGGGCCAGCGGGUGGAGCUGCCCGAGGACUUCCGCUACAGCUACGAGAUGUGGCUGGAGAGGGAGGUGUUCUCGCAGCCCAUCCAGUGGGAGGGGCUGCUGCAGGAUCCGUAGGCGGACGGACGGCAGGAGGGGAGGGACGGCCACACGCACACUUUACGCUAACAUGUGCCUACGACUACUGUGAAGACGCGACAGGCAUGACCAGAGGUAGCACUUCGUCAAGAAAACACGUGGAAACGUAGCAGGAGGCUGUCUGACUGCCCCUCAUGUUACACAGUGAAUCGUCAGUUUAUAUGUCCCCCCCCCCACACGCACACACACACACACACACACACACUUUUUUUAAACCGGUCGGUGCUUUUCUGACUCUUUUUCUGAUUGUUUUGUAUCCGUGCGUGUUAAACAUUUUAUGAGAAAUGAUUUUUUUUCAAAAGAAGGUGUAAAUUUAAAUGAUUUCUAAUCAUUUUUGUUGCUUUGUUUUUUUUAAUAUUAUGAUUUUAACACAAAGCCUGUAGGAAUCGUCGGUCGCGGAUGCUAGAUUCGAAAUGUCUUACUAUGUAUUUUGCAGAAAAGAACAAAUUCUACCACGAUGUCAUGGUAGCUCAAAUGUAGAAGUGAGAGCUCUGUGCUCUCAUGGCACCAAAAAAAACCAACAAAAAAACAAGAACACACUUAUAUAUACACCAGCUAGAAGUAUGAGGGUUUGUUCAUGGAUGAUAGGUAACUUUCUGUUCAGAAAACAGUAAAAAGAUGGUUAAAUGUGGGCAGAAAGUGUUAGUAGAGAGAAAAACAAUAAGAAGAAAACACUCUUUUUCUUUUAAAAGUAUUUCUUAUUCACCUAACAUCAAUAAGAGGCUGUCAAAAGUCAUAUUUUCUCUUUCUCGUGUUAAAAGAAAAUCAUAAUGACACGCUCUCCCUGAUCUACAGCAGAUUUUAUUUCACUUUUAGAUGUUAUUGAGUGGCUGUUUCUAGUUUCUGGUGAACUGGAAACGGGUUUGCAGCCUUUUUUUUUAAAGACAUAGCCUACUAGGGGGGCUUCAAAGAAAAAAAAAAACCAUGGCUUUGUGAUUUCUUCACAGACUUACUUGAUAAAAAUUAAACCUAUAAAUAUUCCUACUCUAUUGAUUUUGGAUCAAGUGAGAAUCUCGGCUUCGUGUUGGUAGAUAUUUGGCGUCGUCUGGCCUCGAGGCCAGAAAUAAACUCGCUCCGGAUCAUUAUGUCGUCAAGGUGAGAUUUCUGUUUGAUUCUUUAAAUACAUUUUCAGUUUUGAGAGCGAAAUACUUAAAGGAUGAGCCCACAGCAAGCCCAGCAUAUUUUCUCCUCUCAGCUGGUGUCUCCCAGCAUCCCUCCUCCCCCCACCCCGAGCACAUGGCCGGCGGCUUGGCGAGCCCCGUGCCACAGUCCAGCUGACACAAAACCAAUGGUGCUGUUUGUUUUUUGUUUUUUUUUUUUUAAAUUGUCAAUGAAGGCAAACUAACUUUUUCUUCCUCAGCUUUUGACUACCUAAAAAAUAGUUUCCUGGAAAUGUCACUUAAGCACACGAGCAAGCACAGAGGACAGGAAGCACGAGCAGUCCGUGGUCUGUCUGUACCGUUACCGACUCCAGAGCCGUCGUGUAUUAUCUCUGUACAGAACAACGCAUUCGAGACUCCUGUUUUUAAACGUCUCUGUACAAUUGUGCAUGACAACUUUUCUGUUCUGUGCCCGUGUUUUGCCUCUUAACGUUUGAAUUCUUUGGUCUAAUAAUGUUUCCAGCACAACUACAACUGUAUGUUUUCUUGUAAAGCCGCGGUGCUGUACUGUCACAAUGGGUUUUAUUUACUUUCAUCCUCUUCAGGAAAGUCAGAUCUUUAAAGAAGUAAUAUUGUAUACUCUAUAGAUUCUCAGGUUUACGGAGAUAAUAUAUUGCAACAGUCUGAAAAGCUUCCUAGCCGCCGUCUAGCUCAUGAUUUGUGGGGGAGAAUGCACAUUCUUCAUCAUCAUCAUCAUCAGAAGCACCAAACAUUUCCUGCCUCAACUGAAGCAAAAGAACCGAUUGUGAUUUUGAAGUCGUCAAGUUCAAAUGUCUGGGGUUUUUUUUUGUAUCUCGUGCCAAAUCCGAGUGCCAUGUCCGGUUUUUAUUUUGUGGCUGCCAUCAACACAUUGAAACUACCAGUAAAGGUUUGCAAUACAAAGGCAUCAUUUUCUACCUGAAGACUGUACAAUCGAUGAAAAUUGCUGUUUAUUUUUUUCCUUUUGUUUUCGGUUUCUGGUAUUGUAUUUUACCAGAGGUGUUUCGCAUUGUAUGAGUGUUGCUACGGUAUAAACCAUGUGCUUUUGUUACUCACAUUUCCAUAUCUGCAAAGUCCAGAUACUGAAUUUGUUCAGGGGGGUAUGUGCAAUCGCAGAUUCACACAGGCAUUAUACAAUAGAAUGACAAACUAUGAUAUCAGAGUUGCUUAUUAAACGGUGUUGAACACUUG
Molecule: messenger RNA, 5019 nt
Organism: Salarias fasciatus (jewelled blenny)
Lineage: Eukaryota; Metazoa; Chordata; Actinopteri; Blenniiformes; Blenniidae
Product: striatin-interacting protein 1 homolog
Exons: 22
Coding region: 149-2668 (839 amino acids)
Biological process (GO): cytoskeleton organization
Cellular component (GO): cytosol
Source: RefSeq, a predicted model, not a curated record